CCCAGCCUCGCUCCGCUCUCGGGCCGGAUCCAGCCGUCCAGGCUCGGGAACAAAGGGAAGCGGCCCCGGGGCUGCAGCCGUGAGGCUGAACGGCCGCUUCGCCUCACCUCGCUUGGCCUCUCUGUUCCGCAGAUGAGCAUUCUACAUCACUGCCCUAAGCCAGAGCCAGCAACUACAGCACCUUCCAGAUCUGGCCCUUCCCUCUGCCCCACUACUGAGGUCCAGCUCUUUCUCCCACCUUCCCGACGUCACCAAUGCGACCAUGGGAACUGGUAGUGAAUAGGCGGCCACCCUCAGCCCCCUUCAACCAGCGCCGACUCUCCGGGGGACCUUGCAGUACCCCAGCACACCUCAGGCGAAGCCCCCCUGCCCGGCGCCAGUGGGGACAACGAGACCACCCUUUGCCCAGCUUCCUCACCCAGGAUGAAAGCUUCCUGUCGACGGCAUUCCCCCCCCAGCUGCAGCCUCAGCACCUCCCCAUAGAGGAGCCUCGCGCCUUUGCCCUCGCCGGCACAUCACCCCGAAUGCUCCACCCGGCUGCCCAGCAGACCCCAUUCAUGGUUGAUCUCCACGAGCAGGUGCACCAGGGGGCUGUCCCUCUGUCCUACACAGUCACCACGGUAACGACCCAAGGCUUCCCCCUCCACACGGGCCAGCACAUCCCUGGGUGCAACACGCAGCAGCUCCCAGCAUGCUCCGUGAUGUUCAGCGGGCAGCAUUACCCCCUCUGCUGCCUCCCACCCCCUUUGAUCCAGGCGUGUGCCAUGCAACAGCUCCCCGUUUCCUACCAGGCGUUCCCCCCCCUCAUCUCCAGUGACCAUUAUAUCCUGCACCCACCACCACCAGGGCCACCCCACCAGGCUACCCACAUGGCACCACUGGGCCAGUUUGUCCCCCUCCAACCUCAGCACCCUCGAAUGCCCUUGCAGAGGAUAGACAAUGACGUGGACCUUCGAGGGGAGCAGCACCCCAUUGGGGGCUUCACAUACCCUGCCUCCCACCACACCCCAGCCCUCUCCCCCUCUGUCCCCUUGCAUUACCUCCCUCAUGAGCCCCUGCACCAGGAACUGCCAUUUGGCGUGCCAUACCCUCAUAUGAUGCCCCGGAGGCUAAGCACCCAGAGAUACCGACUGCAACAGCCUCUACCCCCACCGCCGCCACCGCCACCCCCGCCGCCACCCCCACCCCCACCACCAACCUAUUACCCCAGCUUCCUGCCAUACUUCCUCUCAAUGCUUCCCAUGUCCCCAACGGCUGUGGGCCCUACGAUCAGCCUGGACCUGGAUGUGGAUGAUGUGGAGAUGGAGAAUUAUGAGGCAUUACUGAACCUGGCAGAGAGGCUGGGAGAGGCCAAGCCCAGGGGACUCACCAAAGCCGACAUAGAACAGCUUCCGUCCUACCGAUUCAACCCUGAGAGCCACCAGUCAGAGCAGACGCUGUGCGUCGUCUGCUUCAGUGACUUCGAGGCCCGGCAGCUUCUCCGAGUCCUCCCCUGUAACCAUGAGUUCCAUGCCAAGUGUGUCGACAAGUGGUUAAAGGCAAACAGGACCUGCCCCAUCUGCCGGGCAGAUGCCUCAGAAGUGCACCGGGAGGCCGAGUGAGCUCGGUCCACAGCCCUGGAGGCCCAGAGGAUCUUGGGCACAUGGCCCAGGAGUGGGGGAGGGGCCCAAGCUCUGUACCCCCCUCCCUUGUUUCCCCGGAGCCCCUCCUUGGAUUGGCUAAGAAGCCGGACAGUGUCAGACCCUGGACUCCCACCCACUCUGGGCCAGGCCAGGCCAUAGCCACCUGUUCCCCCAGAGCGGGGUCUGGGCUCUGGCCAGUCCUGCCCUCGAGGAGAAGAGCUGCUACCCACAUGUUUACCAGCCUCCAAAGACUCCUCCCACCUCCUCCCACUGCUGCCACUGCCGCCACCGCGGGGCUGCCUCAGUAUUUGAAACUCAUGGAGUUUCCUGCUCGGGUCUGUCUCAUUUUGCCUCUUGUUUCUCUCCCCUCUGCCCCAGUCCUCCCCUCCCUCCCUCAGGGCAGGCCAUCCUCAGAGAUCUGGAGGCUGCUGCCCCUCCACACCGGCUGGCUUCUCCCUCCCCACUCCACCAGAGGAGCUCCUGGUUUCCUCCCUCCCUUUCUUCCUCCUCCUUGCAAAGAAUGCAAGAGAACAUGGAGGACCUGGUGGCCAGAUGGGGCGCUGGCCGUCCCUCCCCCCAAGCAGGUGUUGGGGUCUGCCCCACAGGGAAUAGGGCCCAAGCCGCUGUGGCAGGGUCGAUGCCACUGGGUUCCUGUCUGCCCCAAUGAACUUUCUUUUGCACUGAAAUGGGGUUGAUUCUGGCCAGCACCAGCCUGCCUGUCUGCCUAGUUUCUGGGGACCAGAGGGGAUAGCUGCAGAAAUGUCUCGUGUCUCUCUCGCCCAUGGGGCAGGGCAGGGCAGGGCUGGGGCAGCCAGGGGAAGACUUCCCCACUCCCCGCAGCAGCCACAGCUCUGGAGGAUUCCCUCCUCCCCCUGUCACGGCCUUGGGUUCGGAAAGGAGAAGUCUGUUCUCAGCCCGUCCUUGCACCUCCCCUGGGCCCUUGGAUCGGGGCAGGAAGGCCCUUAUGCCUUCUCUUACCCCUAGGGUUACCCAGCUGGGAGGUGGAGGAAGGGAGGAGAAAGGAGGUAUAGGAGAGCUGAACACCAUCCUCACUCCCUCCCCUUCUCCCCAGUCACUACAUUCCAGCCCAGGCCGGCCUCCACAGCCUCCCCCAGCGCCAGGGCAGUAGAGAAUCCAGGCUGGCUCUGGAGGCAGCUGGAAAGAUUGUCCAUCUUGGGGCAACCAACAGACAGCAAAGCGCUAGAGCGGAGGGGAGGCCUUCCCUUCCUCUCAAGGUGAGCCGGGGCAUCCCCUUGCCCCAGGAGAAUGUGUGCCCUGGGCCCGUCCCCGUCCCGGAAUGGGAAUGGUGCAUGGGGAGGGCCGCCCAGUCCUCCGGAACAUGUCAUGGGGCUCCCGGCAGGGGCAGGAGGAGAGGAGAGCUGUCCCCCAGCUCCUAGAUUUCUCCCUGGCCUUUUUGCAUGAUGUGUUAAGCAGCAGUUUUUUUCCAAAA
Gracilinanus agilis (Agile Gracile Mouse Opossum) is the source of this 3072-nucleotide messenger RNA. RefSeq names its product ring finger protein 44 (gene RNF44). The coding region runs from base 255 to 1601 and encodes 448 amino acids. The record is from RefSeq and is a predicted model, not a curated record. The transcript has 12 exons. Lineage: Eukaryota; Metazoa; Chordata; Mammalia; Didelphimorphia; Didelphidae.